ACCGGGAGAAACAGAAAUGUGAAGUUGUCAUUUACCACAAUUUGAAUUCAAGCUUCAUCAUUCACAGCCACUGAACAACAGAAAUAAUCUCCUACACGUUACAUUUUCAGUCUUCAGUAAAAGCUAAACCCUGAGGAGCCAUGGCCCUGCCCUCUGCCUUUUUGUCUGAAGACCAGUUUACCUGCUCAAUAUGUCUGGAAAUGUUCAACAACCCAGUCUCCACACCAUGUGGCCACAGCUUCUGCCAGGACUGCCUUUGUUCCUACUGGAAUGGCAGAGGAAGAGGGCAGGGUUCAAAAUCUUACCAAUGUCCCCUGUGCAAAGAAUCCUUCGAUAAGAGGCCAGAACUCCAUAUAAAUCGAACCUUGAAGGAAAUCACUGAACAAUUCAAGCAGAUGGCCAAUCCUGGUUUACAAUCUGCUGGGGGAGAUGGAGAAGUGGAACAUCCCAGCUUGCAUGCCCAACAUCAAGCCCUGUCUCCACCAGCAAGACCAGGAGAGCUGCCAGAGAGCGUGUUUGCAGAAAUGGUGGCACGUUUUCAGGGGCUGACGCCUUCUGGGAUACCACAUCAGCAUUUCCCUCAACCCCAUCAGGCCUUCCAUACACAGAACAACCAUGACCCACCUCCACCUUACUCCCUUCCUCUCAGGUACAGUGUGAACAGUCUCCCUGACGUCCCUCCCAAAAAGCCGCUGUGUCCCAUCCACAUGAGAGGCCUGGAGUUCUUCUGUCGCACUGACAACAUCUGUGUGUGCAGUGUCUGUGUGGAGACAGCAGAGCACAGAGGGCACAGUGUUGUCCCUGCUCAAAGAGAGUGGCACAUUAAGAAGUCACAGUUAGGAAUCCAUGGGGUGGAGUUAAAGGAGCUCAUCUGUGAAAGAGAGCGAAAAGUGGAAGAGAUACGCAAUUCUGUCCUGGAGAUUAAAGUUGCUGCAGAGAUAGAGGCAGAAGGCGUUGUUUGUGCUUUGACAAAGCUGAUCUCUACAUUGGAGCAUUGCCAAUCUAAAAUCAUUGAGGUGAUAGAGACAACUGUUCAAGUAGCAGAGAGCAGAGCUCAGAGUUUGCUGAAAGGGCUGGAGGAUGAGAUAACUGCUCUGAAGAAGAGGAAUUCAAUACUCAGCCAAUUGGUUGUGUCUGAAGACUAUGUGCUCUUUUUCAAGACGUUCCCUGCCUUGGCCACACCCCUGCAGACUAAGGAUUGGUCCAAUGUUUCUGUGCCAUCUCAGUUGACCUCUGAAGGGAUUCUCAGGACUAUUAAUCAAAUGAUGGAACGCCUUGAGCAAGAGAUGCAAAAAUUGCCAGAAGUCUGCGAACAAUUCUCAUCAGUCCAGCCUGUCCCUUGGCCCAGCCCAAAAGUAAGAAGGGUUCAAGAAUAUGCAGAGGACAUCACCCUGGAUCCCAGCACAGCUCAUCCCCGUCUCAUCAUCUCAGCUGAUGGAAAACAGGUGCAAUGUGGUGACCUUCAUCAGCCGGUCCCAAACAACCCAGAGCGAUUUGACCGUGUGGUGUGUGUCAUGGCCCAUCAAGGAUUCAGCUCAGGACGCCAUUACUGGGAGGUGGAUGUUGGCAAUAAAACUGACUGGGACCUGGGAGUAGCAAGCCGGUCUGUUAUUCGAAAGGGUAAAAUCCCUGUGAGCCCCACCCAUGGAUACUGGUUCCUUAGCCUGCGGGACCGGACUGACUAUGCCUUCAGAACAGAUCCCUCAACCAACCUGAAAGUUCCCAUCAGACCCUCACGGGUUGGAAUCUAUGUAGACUGCGAUAAAGGACUUGUGUCCUUCUACAACGUGGAGGCCAAAUUGCUCCUCUAUACCUUCACGGAUAGUUUUCCAGGCACCAUCCAUCCCUUCUUCAGCCCCUGUACCAACAAAUCAGGACAGAAUGAAGCUCCAUUAGUCAUCUGCCCUGUUGCAAUGACAGAUUAAAAUAAUGCAUAUAAUCAUAAUCUCUUUUUAAUUUAUUACACCUAUGUUGGGUGCCAGAGCUGCUGUGAGAUUUGCUGUUGGACAAAUCAGAGUUUUAGUUCUUGCUUUUAGUGAAUGCUGAUUUUUUUUUUUAUUUAUUUACUUAUAUAUACAACUUUAAUGAGUGUGAGAAAAUCAAAAAUGAUUUGAUUAUAUUGUACAAGAAACAUACAGUGGCUCUCAAAGGUCCACACACCCUUGUUAAAAUGUUAGGAUUCUGUCAAUGUAAAUAAUAUUAGACCAUGAUAAAAAUAUUUCUGAGAAUCUGAGCAAUUCAAUUUAAAAACAAACAAAUCUGUAAGAAGAACAAUUGUAAGAAAUAAAGUUGCAAUAACCUGG
Messenger RNA from Fundulus heteroclitus (mummichog), 2303 nucleotides. Its product is annotated as nuclear factor 7, brain. Gene Ontology annotation, molecular function: protein binding; zinc ion binding. The transcript has 11 exons. The record is from RefSeq and is a predicted model, not a curated record. The coding region runs from base 141 to 1925 and encodes 594 amino acids. NCBI's taxonomy places the organism in Eukaryota, Metazoa, Chordata, Actinopteri, Cyprinodontiformes, Fundulidae.